Molecule: messenger RNA, 2070 nt
Organism: Hypanus sabinus (Atlantic stingray)
Lineage: Eukaryota; Metazoa; Chordata; Chondrichthyes; Myliobatiformes; Dasyatidae
Product: INSYN2B protein-like
Exons: 4
Coding region: 9-1628 (539 amino acids)
Biological process (GO): inhibitory postsynaptic potential
Cellular component (GO): postsynaptic density
Source: RefSeq, a predicted model, not a curated record
GGGGGAUCAUGGUCAGCAGGGAGACGAGCCGCCCGCUGGCUUCCAGUGGCCUCUCCAGCUCGGAGCGGGCCACUACCGUCCGCUCUGCGCUGCUGAGGCGGGAGCCUGCCGGCUCUUCGGGCGACCAGCAGCCCCAGCACCGCCGCAAGCACAGGGCCCAGCAGGUGCGGUUUAAGGACCUGUUGGAUGGCCCUACAGACGGGGGGGAGGAAGGGGGUGCCAGCAGCCAGGCCACCCCGGGCAGGUGGCCGCCCCCUCGGCCUUGCUCGCUCACCCUCCCCAAUCCCCGACGGGUCUCCACCAGCACCAGCACAGCCAUCCAAACCUCGCCUGCCCUCCGCAAGCACUUCCCAGACUUCCGCCUCAGAAACAGGGGCUCCGCUGACCUCAGCGAGCGGGGAAAGGGAGGGGAGGCUGGGGGUGAGGAAGAGAUGGAGGAUGAGGUGGGGUCAGCGGAGCCAGUGGUGGGGGGUGCAGAGGAUGAGGAGGGUGAAGGCAAGCGGGUAGGUGGGCCAGAGAGGGUGGGGGAGACAGCCCUCAACGGGAAGCCUCAUGCUCAGUGCCGGGAGAAGGCCUGCCCAGACUCCAACUCUGACAGCUCCACCGAGUGCCAGCGCGCCGGGGAAGGAACCGCGGGCAAGGCCAUGGCUGGUACCCCUUCAGAGGGGGAUCUCAGUGCACCCAUCGCCUGGCCACACUGUGCCGCACAGGGGGUGAGAAACCUCUGCCCAUCCAUCUCCAAGGGGAGUCCGCCUCCAUCUAAAGACAACGACGUGGACCACUGCCCCCUCAAACAGGGCACGUGCAGUAGACUCAAUGCACCGCGACAGGACUUGGAUAGUAACCACUUAGAGUACCCAAAGGCGGAGUCUAACCCAACUCACCCGAAUCAGCCUCUUCCUAAGGACCAGGCUUGCUCCUUUCCCAGGUCAUGCUUGAAGACUCCACUCAAUCCCAAACAGCCCAGCAUCUCCCACAGAACUGAACAGCCGCGGCUCUGCGCUCCGGCAGCGGACUCACCCAAAGUGACCCAGCCUCAAAACGAGCCGGUGCAGCCACCCGCAAGUCUUGCUGCCCAACCCAGGGAAGAUGCCAACCAGGGCAGCCAGUCAGGGCUCUUGCUGCAUCCGGACAACAGACUGGAACUGGUGCCCGGUGGCCAAAAUCCUCAGGCCAAUGUGACAGAGUCGGCCAGCGCAGCUGGGAACCAGGGGGCCAAGUCAGGACGGACUACUCAGUGUGAAAUCACUUCCCUCCAAUCCAGGCUGCAGAACAUGGAGGAUGUCCUACAUACCAGCCAGCAGACCAUUAAAGUUUUACUGGAUGUCAUUCAGGACUUGGAGAAGAAGGAAGCUGUUAGAGAUGGGAGACAGUCUUACCACACCGGACAGGACAUAGCGAACUGCGGGACCUGUCGGGACUGUGCUUGCAUCAUCUACAGUGUGGAACAUGAUUUCAGACAGCAGGAAGGCAGAUUUCAUAGAGUCCUCAGCUCCUUGGAAGCAGAGGCAGGUCAAAGUACAGAGCAACCUGCCACACCCAGUAAGCAGGACCAGUCACCAAUUCCACGGCAGCCUACUAGGACAGAACCAAAAAAAUCUAAAAGGAAAUGCUUUUGGUUCUUAUGAACUCCGGAACUUAACACUGACAGACUGGACAAGCCAAUGCAGAAGCCAACUUCCUGUUUCCCAUCUGACUACUUCCUGCUUUGGGGUUUCUUGCACUAUUGAAGCCAAUUGUAUCCAUGAGGUGACUGUUUUCUGAACACCAGCUUUUGUAUUUUUAGGAAAAUAUUGCCAUAAUGGAGAAACAAAAAAAAAGAAUGCAAAAAGUAUUCUGCCUAUUUACAGGGUGUAAUUUAAGAAUGCUAUAUUUCAAAAAUUAAAUUUAAUUGUUUAACACUGCUAUUAAAUGUAUCUAUGCAGAACGUCAGAGAGGAGCAAAGGGAAGCUUGAGUGGAGGACUAUCAAGCGUAUUGAUGGUUCAGAAUAAAGACUGUUUAGGUCCAUGAGGAAGCAUGGUUAGAAGGUUCUGUCAGAACCCAUGAGAUGCUUCCCUCUAUAGGGAUGG